Molecule: messenger RNA, 3127 nt
Organism: Seminavis robusta
Lineage: Eukaryota; Bacillariophyta; Bacillariophyceae; Naviculales; Naviculaceae
Source: the annotation of a GenBank genome assembly
AUGGACCAUGAAAGCCAUGUCACCCCGUCAGGAAGGGAAGAGGCAAGAUAUAAAUACAACCACCAACCAAUCGACGACAGAUACCGCUGUGACGAUCAAAACUCUCUCUCCCCAGGAGACUACCCUGAGCAGCCAUUGACAGACAAUGACCUCCAUGCCUUUGCAGCUCAAGAGUUGGAACAGCAAGUGCAUGAUCCAGCAUCUGCCGAUGCACAUGUGGUCUAUCCAGACGCGCUGCAGUUUGGGCAAGAUGACCAAACACUCGUUUCCAAUGUCACUGAUUUGCAUACUGUUGAGUACCAGAACGUGAUGUAUCCUUCCUUGUCCAAUGUCCCCGAUGAUGAGACAGUUGUGGACCCCUUCCAUCUAGCUGAGUUGGCAUCAACUGCACCUUCACCCGGUGACAGGAUCGCUUCUCCUCCUAGCAAUCAUCCUCGCCAACAACAGGUUCACCUUACAAAGCCACGCCCUCAAUUGGAGGUUCUGACAGAAGAAAUGGAAGACGGUGGCACCUCCAAGGUUUCAUCAGUUUCUGGAGAAACUGCACCUCAUGUUCCCACAGGCGGUGGAGAAUCAGCAGCCAGCAUGUAUUUGGCCAGCAAUACCUCAAUCACAAAGGAGGCCAAAAGGAUGCAUGCAGAGUCAGAUAGCCAGCAGCACCAAAUCGCCAUUUCAAACACAAAGGAAAAGCGAGAAUUUGAUAGUAUCAACAAGCCCAAGGAGCAUCCACAAGAAAAUGUGCUGCCAUCAGAGGAUGCAACAGAUGAAGACAAAGUGUCCUCGAAGACAAGCAGGGCAAUUUCCGCAUCCAUCAAUUCAGUUCUUCCCGGAGCUUUUGCGGAACAUCAACAAAAAAAGGACGCAACAGAUGAAGACAAUGUGUCCUCGAAGACAAGCAGGGCAAUUUCCGCAUCCAUCAAUUCAAGACUUCCCGGAGCUUUUGCGGAACCCGGCCGACCCAGACUUGCUGGCCAUGUUUCCACUGGCAAUGAUCGCAUGGCUAUUGGCGCAUCAAGCAAUUCAAGGCUUCCCGGAGCUUUUGUGGAAUCCGGCCGACCCAGACUUGCUGGCCCUGUUUCCACUAACAAUGAUCCCAUGGAAGAAAUCAAUCCAAGAGAAACGCCCUUGAGUGCUGAAAAGACAGUUACUGAUGAUCCAGCUUCCAGAGAAGUCAUAUUGACUGGUUGGGUUCCAGGUGCAGUUCCAAACACCAAUGACAACCAAGAAGCUUCUCACGCAAAGCCAGAAAGAAACAUGUUUGAGAGCUGGAGGAAUCUGUUCAUUGUCCUUCUUUGUCUGGUAGUUGUGCCUGCCACAUUUGGUGGUGUUUGUGGAAGUGGUUUGUGCGGUGCCCAAGGAGCAGAUACACCUACAAUGGCUCCGACCUCUGUCUACUAUUCUGAGUUACAAAUGGCAAUCUCCAAUGCGUUGGGAGAGGAUUACUUCAAUCCCAAGGACGAUGACAAAGCAGCAGUACGCUAUCAGGCCUUGGAUUGGAUUGUGAGAGACUCUGCACAGCUGCCCCUGGUUGACAACUUCGUGCAAAGGUACAUUUUGGCUGUCUUCUUGUACCAAACUUCUCAGGAACAGCUUUGGCGACGAUGCAAUGGCGAUAAUGGUGAUCUGUGCUAUGACAACGAUAGUGCCCUUCUUGGCAGAAGUUGGCUCGAUCCAGCAAGCCAUGAAUGCCAGUGGGGUGGAAUAGUCUGCGGUGAAACUAGCAGUCAAGUGAUUGGCUUGACAAUGGCCACCAACAGCUUGAAUGGGCCACUGCCAACAGAGUUGGCUCUUCUCCCCAAGUUGAGGGUCCUCAAUUUGGCCGGCAACCAACUCACAGGGCCAAUGCCAUCCGAGUUCUACAGAUUGACAGCCUUGCAGGAACUCAAUCUGAGUGGCAAUGCUCUUGGUGGCAGCAUCAGAACAGAAAUUGGACUGCUGACUAGUCUUUCCAAGCUUGAUGUGUCAAGCAAUGAUUUCGUGGGGAAGUUGCCAGAGGAGGUAUCAGCACUGACAGCUCUGUACCAGUUUGACAUCAGUAAAAACCCUGGAAUUUCUGGCAAGAUACCCCAGUCCAUGUGCGACAAUGCUUACUCUCACAUCAACAGGGAAGAUGGCAUAGAGAUCAGGGCGGACUGUGCGAAUCAGCCUUCUAUGGCAAUAAUAUCGUGCCCAGAGGGAUGCUGCACUGAAUGUUGCAGCGAAAAACUCUGUUAUCCAGCUUGAUAGUAAUGGCUUGUGGUGUGCCCAUAGGGCCGGUGAGAUGACUCACUCCUUGCGCUGCCCGAAAAUCUGCGGGCUACAAGCGUCAAUCUUGACUCAACUCGAAACUAGCUAGCAGGUUCAAGACUUUUGUUACAGGUGUUUCUUGAUCAUGGCGGUGAGUUUGUAGGAAGUUGAGCUGUGAUCAAGCAGGUAAAGCAAGCCAAAUGUACGCUGAUAAGAGUCGCAUUUAAAAAGAGUACACUGUGUUCGACUGUCUUGUUGUAUUAGUUUGGAGAAUCUUGAAGCUCUUCCAGCUGCUCGACUUUCCCACCUCCUGUGGGAUACAAUAUUAUAGCUACCGGUAUGGCCACUAUCAGAACAAGAUAAGAUUCCCCUUUGCCCAUUCCGUGUUUAGUAGGGCGACAAGUUCUGCCUACUCCGUGUCUUCUUUCUGUUUCGUUUCCUGCCAGUAGUAGGCCCCCAUGCGGAAUUUUCGUUUCGAUUCAUCCACGGCAAGUGGCCCACUCCCAUAUCUUUGGCUUGCGUUUCAGGAAGAGACCCACUGGCAAACGUUGUCCAAAUACCGACGGCCAACAAGACUACACCAAUUUCAGGAAGGGAUGUCAUUCUCCAAAAGACCGCCUGUGCCGCAUAGUCACCAAGACGUCCCACGGCAUGCGCAAUGGCAUGGCGCGACGUUCGGAUUUCCGUGGCCAAAACUUCGGCAGUGGAUAUCCACGUCGCACAAGUCCCAGUAGUAACCACCAUGCGAUUGAUAAAUGCCAGUACCAGGAGCAGAUUGUCGUAAUCACUGUCUGUGACGGGUGUAAUGAGCAAGGCAAUGCCAAGACACGAGAUGCCACCUCCUAGAUACGCCCACUGUUGGGUCAUGAUCCUCCCGUAAUCGUCAAUCGUCCACCAAGCU